Messenger RNA from Ascochyta rabiei, 447 nucleotides. RefSeq lists its product as uncharacterized. NCBI's taxonomy places the organism in Eukaryota, Fungi, Ascomycota, Dothideomycetes, Pleosporales, Didymellaceae. The record is from RefSeq and is a predicted model, not a curated record. The transcript has 3 exons. The coding region runs from base 1 to 447 and encodes 148 amino acids.
AUGUCUACUACACCAAUACACUCUACAGGGCGUGGAGGCGCUGGCAACAUCGGUCGCGAUGACACUGUCUACGCAGACGGAGCUAUUACGCGCGAAGGACCUCAAGGCGAAUCCACAGCCAACGAGUUCUCUACUGGUCGCGGUGGUGCUGGAAACAUAGGCAAAUCGCCUCGUCUUGGACCACAGGACGUUGACGGUCAUCGUCGUUCCGCGGACAUCGUUCCUGAACUUGCGAUCCGUGAUGCUCAGGAUGAGUUCCAUACAGGCCGCGGUGGUGCGGGCAACGUCUACAAGGAGAAGCAUGGAGGACAUAGCAAAUCUCCUGAUCGCCAGGGGCUUGGUGACAAGAUCAAACAGGCACUUCACCUUGACAAAGAAAAGAAGCAUGAGCCUUCUCCUCUGGCACAGGAGACCACGGUCAUUUCAGGCGCAGGCGAGACACGAUGA